Messenger RNA from Dinoponera quadriceps, 2479 nucleotides. It is a transcript of the gene Grd, whose product is annotated as gamma-aminobutyric acid receptor alpha-like. NCBI's taxonomy places the organism in Eukaryota, Metazoa, Arthropoda, Insecta, Hymenoptera, Formicidae. The record is from RefSeq and is a predicted model, not a curated record. The coding region runs from base 163 to 1692 and encodes 509 amino acids. The transcript has 9 exons. Gene Ontology annotation, molecular function: GABA-A receptor activity; neurotransmitter receptor activity; extracellular ligand-gated monoatomic ion channel activity. Gene Ontology annotation, biological process: chemical synaptic transmission; nervous system process; monoatomic ion transmembrane transport. Gene Ontology annotation, cellular component: neuron projection; synapse; membrane.
AGACGGUUCUACCUAAUGCACCUGUCCAGCUUUGAGGAUGUCGAGGACACCUUCGCUGUCAUCGUGACCACGUGUCAGCAUUAGCUUCCCGACGGCUUCAGGAUAUCAAGAACACGUGCGCCUGCGCGAAUUACCGAAUGAUCCUGUUGUUGAACCGGAUUGAUGAGCGAAUCCCCACACGAAGGAAGCGAGGAUUCGGCUUGGGACAUUAUGAAGCCGAGGGUCCUGCUCGCCCUCGUCAACCUCAUCACCUCUUACGCUUCCUUCCUAGCGGCUGCGAGAACUUCCGCUAGGCAGCGCACGCAGAGCAACAACCACAGCAACAUCAGCGAUCUGCUGGACAAUCUGCUGCGCGGCUACGACAACAGCAUCAGACCGGACUUCGGCGGACCUCCGGCCACUGUCGAAGUCGAUAUCAUGGUACGCAGCAUGGGUCCCAUUUCCGAGGUGGAUAUGACGUACUCGAUGGACUGUUACUUCCGGCAGUCGUGGGUCGACCGACGCUUGGCUUUCCAAGGCGGUAAGGAAACGCUUGCACUGAGCAUCUCCAUGCUGGCGAGGAUCUGGAAGCCCGACACGUACUUCUACAACGGCAAGUACAGUUACUUGCAUACGAUUACCAGCCCGAAUAAGUUCGUCAGGCUGUACCAGGACGGCAGAGUACUUUACAGCUCAAGACUAACGAUCAAAGCGGGUUGCCCGAUGAAUCUCGAGGAUUUCCCGAUGGACACGCAGAGAUGCCCGUUGCAGUUCGGCAGUUUCAGCUACACGACGCGCGAUGUAAUCUACAAGUGGAACAGCGCGCGGCAGGUGGCUAUAGCGGAGGACAUGAAACUGUCGCAAUUUGAUCUGGUCGCCAAUCCUACCGCUAAUCACUCGUCCGCACCGGGUCUGUCGCACGCGGAAUACUCGAUGCUCCUGGUGUACUUCCACUUGCAAAGGCACAUGGGUAACUUCCUAAUACAGGUAUACGGUCCGUGUGUCCUGCUGGUCGUCCUUUCCUGGGUGUCCUUCUGGUUAAACAGAGAAGCCACCGCCGAUAGAGUAUCCUUGGGCAUAACCACCGUGUUGACAAUGACGUUCUUAGGGCUCGAGGCGCGAACCGACCUGCCGAAAGUUCCUUACCCCACUGCCCUGGACUUCUUCGUCUUCCUCUCGUUCGCAUUCAUAUUCGCCACUAUAAUACAAUUCGCUGUGGUCCACUACUUCACGAAGUACGGGUCCGGCGAGUGUUACUUCAGCUCCGACCUGAGCGACCUCGACAGCUCGAGCGAAGAGGAAGAGAUGGCUAGAAGAAGACCGGUGAAAAAUCAAACGGCUCGUCGGAAAAGCUGUGCGAGUUCCGGCGUACGAGGACGCGACGGCCGGAGCUUCACGAUGAACGGCGACGGUAUGAUCGAGGUGAUACCGCUCUCGGCGAUCUCGAUACCCGACAAGGACCCCGCGGUCGGUCAUUGGCAAAUAUCCUGCGUGGCCUGCAGCCCUCCGCCGCGACAGCCGCCGCCGCCCAGAAGAACGACGUCGGACGGAAGACGACGCCGUCGAACACCGAGAUAUAAUUCCGUAUCGAAGAUCGACCGUGCCAGUCGUGUGGUGUUUCCCCUCUUCUUCCUGGCCAUCAAUCUCUUUUACUGGUACGCGUAUCUGUCGCGCAGCGAACGGAUGCAAUACUACAAUUCCAAUGUCGCGUGAUCACGCCGAGAGCAAAAGCGCGAAGGGAAUUCGAAUUAGCGCGAUGCGAGUGUAAUCAGCGUACUGCGAUUAGAAUUGUCUGCAUCCACUUCGGAAGGCAAAUACGAACUUCGCGCGACACCUUGCGGGGGAUGAGUGAAUACAACCGAUAGUAGUUACCGUACAGUUAAAAACUUUACAGUGUUCAUCGUUAUCAACGCGACCAAAACUCGAUUACCGAUAUAAGUUGUCAAAUGUAAAAAAAAAAAGGUACAUCGACAAAAGUGCACAUGUAACUUUCCUGAUGUAUUACAUGUAAAUUCAUUUAUUUAUGGGAACAUAAAGUAAUUUGAAAAUAUUUAUUCUGCACUGUUGAUCGAAUUCUUCGUUCAUCCCGCUCUCCUCCCGAGAAGCGGAAUGUGCGACAAGGACAGGACUCUGGCUGAUAUAUGUGUGUAUAUAAUAAAAACUUAUUUAUUAGCAAUAGACAAUAGGAUAUUUUAACAGUCACAUCGGAAAUAAUAUAAACUAAAUGUGUUCACUUACGUAUUACGAAUUAUUGGUAUAAUACAUAUAGAGCCAAAUUCCCCCCUGCCCCAUAAGAGUUCCGAAUAUCUCCACACACUUGAAAAGUAUGCGAAUAAUACUUGCUUACGUACUUUACAAUAAUCCCAUCCCUAAAUAUGUACAAUCAUUUACAAGAAAAAAAAGUUGCAACAUUUCUUUUCCGAUAAGUCUCACAAUGCGUUUCGUAUCCGACGAGAAAAUGUAUCUUCUAAAAGCUGUUAAAAAAUAAAUUCUCCCACUA